GGAUUUAUCAAGAAAACAUUGGAAAUAUAUAAAAUUUAUAGAUAAUAUUGAGUUGCAAUAUGAUUGUAUAAAUGAAAAUAUGUUAAAUUGGGAUGAGAAGUCUUUAAAAUUAGCUUUGGAGUAUAUUAUUGAACAUAUUAAUUUGAACAAUUUGUCUUUGGAUAAACAAAGGUACUUGAAAGACAAAUUCAAUAAAGUUCUAAUGUUUGAGAAGGUUAAUUCAUAUUUAUUGGACUAUAAUUGGAACAAAUUUCAAAAUAUAUCAAAAGAAGAUGCAGUAAAUAUAUUAGAGACUCUUCUUAUGAACAAGCAGAUUGAAUUAAGCUUAGAUUGGAUUGCUCUAUAUGGAAUUACAAAAGAUCAAAUGUUAUAUAUUGAUGAAGAUUUCAUUAGUGAAUCACUUGAAGUGAACCAAAAAAACAUGCUCAUAAUAUCGAAAUUUCUUCAUGAAUUAAAUGUGAAUCAAGCAUUGGUUGUAUGUGAAAAAAUCUAUAUUGCAUGUUAA
Ctenocephalides felis (cat flea) is the source of this 505-nucleotide messenger RNA. RefSeq lists its product as uncharacterized. NCBI's taxonomy places the organism in Eukaryota, Metazoa, Arthropoda, Insecta, Siphonaptera, Pulicidae. The record is from RefSeq and is a predicted model, not a curated record. The transcript is spliced from 2 exons. The coding region runs from base 80 to 505 and encodes 141 amino acids.